AUGGGCGUUGCUGAUCAUUCAGCAUGGCAGUGGCCACUUCCGUUUGUCUUGGGUGGGCUAGGGAUUAUCCUUUUCCUUAUAGCGUGUGCUUUCAUCAUUUUAGCCUGCCCUCACUGCAAAAUUUCUCUCAGCUAUGGCAGCAAUACUAGUACUUCCACUGCUAAUUCUAUAAUUCGCAAGAGUGCAAUGAUGAUGAAAUUUUCUGAUAGUUCGGAAAAUGCGGAGGAGAAUAUAGUGGUGAUAAUGGCUGGUGAUGUCAACCCAACAUUUAUUGCUACGCCCACUUCAGUUUAA
Messenger RNA from Cryptomeria japonica (Japanese cedar), 294 nucleotides. Its product is annotated as protein GLUTAMINE DUMPER 3. Lineage: Eukaryota; Viridiplantae; Streptophyta; Pinopsida; Cupressales; Cupressaceae. Gene Ontology annotation, biological process: regulation of amino acid export. The transcript has a single exon. The record is from RefSeq and is a predicted model, not a curated record. Bases 1 to 294 code for a protein of 97 amino acids.